Aspergillus candidus is the source of this 861-nucleotide messenger RNA. Its product is annotated as major facilitator superfamily domain-containing protein. Gene Ontology annotation, cellular component: fungal-type vacuole membrane. Lineage: Eukaryota; Fungi; Ascomycota; Eurotiomycetes; Eurotiales; Aspergillaceae. The record is from RefSeq and is a predicted model, not a curated record. Gene Ontology annotation, molecular function: transmembrane transporter activity. The transcript is spliced from 3 exons. Bases 1 to 861 code for a protein of 286 amino acids.
AUGAGCGAUUCAAACGGCGAGAAAUCUCGAAUUGGCCCCAACCCUGAAAUCCCGCCGCAGCCCAAGCCUGCCGCAGGGUUCUCUCCACCCCCCGAUGGCGGCCUGUUGGCAUGGACGAACACAUAUUACGAAUCUGGGGCUCUCUUCGCGGCCAAUUCCUCCAAUAUCUUCUGGGUCGGCUCGAUCGCGGCCUUUAUGCUCCUCUUCGUGGGUCUCUUCCCUCGUGUCCAACCGCCCAAGGCCCGCGCCAUGAUUGAUCGGACGGCGCUCACAGACGUCAGCUACAUGGCGUUUGUAUUGAGCUCACUGAUCAUCUAUAUGGGUCUCUUCGUCAUUCUAUUCUACUUUUCGUACUACUCCGCCGCAAACGAGAUCACAGACGAGUCUCUCGCGUUCUACCUUGUACCCAUCCUCAACGCGACCUCCAUCUUUGGCCGAACCAUCCCCAACAAGCUGGCUGACAAGACCGGCCCGUUCAACCUGCUCGUCCCGGCUUCCUUGAUUUCCGGUCUACUCAUGCUGUGCAUGAUGGCCGUGAGCUCCAAGGGCACGAUUGUUGUGAUGGCGCUGCUGUCGGGCUUCAUGAGCGGGGCGCUUAUCGGUCUUCCGCCCGUGUGUCUGGCGAUGUUGACGGCGGAUAAAUCGCGGCUCGGAAUGCGCAUCGGAAUGGGGUAUACGAUUAUCGUGCAGGUCGUGUUGAUCAGCGGGCCCAGUAGUGGUGCAAUUUUGCGGAAUGGGGGCGCCUCGCUCGAUUGGCGGAGUUUGUGGAAAUUUGGAGGCGUGCCGACUUGUGUGACGGGGUUGAUAUAUGCUGCAAUUCGGAUAGCCAAGUAUGGACCUGGUCUUAUGGUUAAGGCGUGA